Molecule: messenger RNA, 1087 nt
Organism: Neurospora tetrasperma FGSC 2508
Lineage: Eukaryota; Fungi; Ascomycota; Sordariomycetes; Sordariales; Sordariaceae
Exons: 3
Coding region: 1-984 (327 amino acids)
Biological process (GO): SRP-dependent cotranslational protein targeting to membrane
Cellular component (GO): cytoplasm
Molecular function (GO): GTP binding
Source: RefSeq, a predicted model, not a curated record
AUGAUGGACACAAUAGACUCCAUCUCCUCCCAACCCACCGCCGCCACCUCCACGUCUACCUCCACAUCCUCCAGCUCGGGCGUCUACCCGACCCCCUCUCCCCAAUCCCGCAUCAUAGACGACAAAUCCCCGCUCUGCAUCCCCUUCAUCCUCUCCAAGAUCGCCGAGUACAACGCCUUGCACGCAAACGAAGCGAACCCGCGUCCUUUUAUCAUCGGACUGAACGGCGUCCAGGGAGUAGGCAAGACGACGCUGGUCAAAGCCCUGGCCGAGACAUUGCAGGAGAGGGAAGGACUGAAUACGCUGGUUGUAUCGAUUGACGAUUUUUAUCUGACACAUGAGGAUCAACUGAAAUUGGCGGAGGAGAAUAGCGAUAACGCGUUGGUGCAGUAUCGGGGGGAACCUGGAACCCACGACACCCCCCUCCUCCUCUCCUUUCUCUCCUCCAUCAUCUCCUCCCACCCAACGCACCUCCCCCUCUACGACAAAUCCGCCCACCACGGCCUCGGCGACCGCCUACCUGCUUCCACCUUCCCCGCCAUCAACGACCCGAACCUCUCCACCCCACAACACCGCACCAUCCGCGUUCUGCUUCUAGAAGGCUGGCUAACCGGCUUCCGCUCCCUUCCCCCUGCUACCAUCUCCACCAAGUACUUGGACCUCAAAUCCUACAAGACCUUGUCACACCACAAAUUGGAACACCUCCUUUUCAUCAACGAGCGACUGAAAGAGUACGAGCCAGCAUGGGACCAGUUCGAUGCCUUUAUUCAUAUUGACGCGCAAAACUUGGAGUGGGUGUAUGAGUGGCGGCUCGAGCAGGAGGAGCAGUUGCGCCGCGAAAAGGGGACGGGGAUGAGUGCUGAGAUGGUGCGCAAGUUUGUGGAUGGGCAGGGGGUUUUUAAGGGGGACGAAGGGAAGAGGGGACGGCAGUUGAGGAUGGUAGUGGGGAGGGAUAGAGGGGUGGUGGAGCAUAUGGUUAUUUGAGGGAUGGGAGGGAUCGAUGGAAGAUUGGUUGGUGGUUUACUGGUUUAUGGUACUGGUUUGAUUGAUACCCGGAUUGGAGGUUCGUGGCUUGCUGGGAGCGGGA